CAGAAAGCAGGUUUACUGAAAACCCUGAGUUGGGUAACCCUAAAAUGAGGCAACAUCUGGGUUUUCCGUUCCAGAAAGAGAGGACCGUUUUUGAAAAUGGAUCAGGCUUUGGUUACAGUUCAUAACAUGUUACCAGAAGGAGUGGAUGUCUUCUACACUUCUGAUUACUGCUACAAGUGUCUCUACCAGCCCCUGGUCACGUUGAAAAGUGGCUACCAAAAUACAUCUGUUGUGGUUAGUACCCACUUUGUCCUGACUCUGCAGGUAGAAUCCCAAGAGACAAACACACUUCUCUGCAGGUGGAGUCAGCUGUAUGAAGAGGCAGGCCAUUACUCUGUCUGGGUCCAACAAUCCGAUUCCUCCAGUAACGCAACCUGCUCACACAUUGUAGAUACAAGUCCACAAAAUGCCUACUUGCCUCUUUUGGUAUCAGUUCUUCUCCUAGCCCUCCUCUCUCUCUUCUGUGUGACUGCACCCUACUGCUACAGGAGACGCUGUAUGACAAAGUUGAUCAAGCGUAUGUGCUUGAAAGGUCCAAAAAACUCAGUGGAUUGUGUUGAAACACAGAAUGAUGGGACUGAGGCAGAGGCAGAGGCAGAGGCUGCCAGACCCAAACAGACACGUCUACGCUCACUGGACACUUUCAGAGGAUUUUCCCUGACAGCCAUGGUGUUUGUCAACUAUGGAGGUGGAGGCUACUGGUUCUUUGAACAUGCACCAUGGAAUGCAUUUAUGAAGUCACGUCAUGAUUCUCCUGCCUGCAUUAACAAUGGUCUGACUGUGGGAGAUCUUAUGAUGCCAUGGUUUGUGUUCAUCAUUGGAACAUCGGUGGUAUUGGCCUUCAGCUCCAUGCAGAGAAAAGGAGUCGCCCGAGUGCAACUGCUACGUAAGCUCACCUGGAGAACUGUGGUCCUCAUGAUGAUCGGUUUCUGUUUUCUCAACUACUCUCCAAAGGACGGCCCAUUAUCUUGGUCCUGGCUGAGGGUUCCUGGAGUUCUGCAGCGUCUGGGCUUCACAUACUUUAUAUUGUCCCUCAUGGAAACUUUCUGGGGCCAGAAAGAAAUCCCAAUGAGGAAGAAUCCUUGGUGGAGCCCUGUCCAGGAUGUGGUCUUGUAUUGGCCUCAGUGGGUCUUCAUUCUUCUCCUGGAGACUGUCUGGCUCUGUUUCACUUUCCUAUUGCCUGUUCCCAACUGCCCCGUAGGUUAUUUGGGUGCUGGUGGAAUUGGGGAUGAUGGCCUCUACCCUAACUGUACUGGAGGGGCAGCAGGAUACAUUGACAAGUGGUUACUGGGAGACAACAUCUACCGUUAUCCAACAUGCAGGGAAAUGUAUCGUACGACAGAGCCGUUUGAUCCAGAGGGGGUUCUGGGAACCAUCAACUCUGUAGUCCUGGGAUUUCUGGGCAUGCAAGCUGGAAAAAUUCUACUUUUUUACAAGAAAAUGAAUGUCAGCAUCCUUUCCCGAUUUAUAAUAUGGGCCAUCAUUCUGGGAAUCUCCACAGCCAUCCUUACUAAGUGCACGCAAGACGAAGGAUUUAUACCUGUCAAUAAAAACCUUUGGUCUCUGUCCUUUGUGACAUGCACAGGAUGUUUCUCCUUCCUCCUGCUGGGAGCCAUGCACUUUAUAAUGGACAUCAAGGGUUGGUGGGGUGGCCAGCCUUUCAUAUACCCAGGGAUGAACUCCAUAUUUGUGUAUGUGGGCCAUGCCCUCCUGGGUUCCUAUUUUCCCUUCAGCUGGGAGAUGCGUUUCCAGCAGAGUCACUGGGAGCACCUGUUCCAGGGCCUGUGGGGCUCAUCUCUCUGGAUCCUUGUCGCAUACCUGCUGUACAGGAAGAGAUUCUUCCUCAAAAUCUGAUUGCUUGACUGACUCCACUCUGUACAUGCCUUGUUUGGUCUUGUUAUCUGGCAUCUAUGUCAGACCUCGAGAGAUGUAUGCUCUUUGUUGUCGAAUAACGCUGUAUAGUGAAAAUGUAUCAAAUCUGUAAAAAAGCACAGUGGACUAUUGCAUGUGGGUGAAUGUUUUUACACAAGUGACACUAUCAUAUCUAGCAUUCCACAGCUCAAUUACUGAAAAAGGUAGACGUGAUUCAAGAAGAUGUCUGAUUUACUGUCGUCCAUGGACACCCAUUGAUGUUUUAUUUGGUGUCAGUUGUGUUAGGCACUGAAUAGAGUGAUUAAAUCAAAUAUACUGAGGUGGUACUUAACAAAUUAGAGUGAGGGAUUCUGCGACACCAUAGUGGCCAUUAUGUGUCUGUUGCCAUGGCCACGCCUCCUCUCUUCAAAAGAGAGUGUACCAUCUGCUCUCAGAGUGACAGCCCUUUAAUAGGGGUCAAGAUGGACAGUGUCAUAAAUAUGACCAGCAUCUUUUGCACUCAUACUAAUGUAAAAAUUUGGAAACCAUGCAUCCGCUUUGCCAUUUGAUAACCACAUUCUGCUCCCAAAAUGAUACUACCAGAAACUCACAUCCACUUAUAUUUCACUUUUCUUUUUUUUUUUACUUUUCUUUCAGUUGUUCCAUCUUUCUAUUGCAUUACCAGAGACAGACAUCUGAUUGAAUCAUCUCACCUUGGAAGCAUCUCUAUGACAUCCACUAUUUGAACAUUAGCUACACUCACGCUGUUUUAUAGGGUUUUUGCACUCUAAAGCUUUUGGUACUGCCGGUACACAGUGUAAGUUGUUUCCAUUAUAGGAACAUCCUGCUCUAUCAAACAAUGCUCAAGAUUCUACAAAUGUUUACUACUUCAACAGAACAAUUAAUUCAAUAUGUCCCUUUUCACCAGAAUAGAUGCUAAGUAGCAUACUGUAGAAGGUUUGGUACGUUUUAGUGAAAUUGUUAAUGUCCCUAUCUCUAUAAUCAUGUCUGAGAAGAAGCUGGAUGCCAUUCACUUUACAAAAAUCCAAACCAUUAGAUGAGAUUGUGGCUAAACUUGUCAUGAGAGUGUUACCACAUUUCCUUGUUCGCAUUGAUUUCCAUCGACCAGAUGUCUCAGGAUACCUAUAGUCUGACAUAUGGUAACUUUAGCUGUGUUAAAAGUUUCUAGCGGAGGCGAGUCAUAUCAGUAUUUUAUAUCACAUGUACUUUCCAUUUCCCUUUGUGUAGUGUUCUCACUUUCCUGGUAAUGCAAUGACAAAGACAUCCAAGUGUUUCAUUUAUUUAAAAAAUCGAUUUUUUAAAAUAA
Messenger RNA from Hypomesus transpacificus, 3178 nucleotides. RefSeq lists its product as uncharacterized. Bases 97 to 1854 code for a protein of 585 amino acids. NCBI's taxonomy places the organism in Eukaryota, Metazoa, Chordata, Actinopteri, Osmeriformes, Osmeridae. The transcript is spliced from 19 exons. The record is from RefSeq and is a predicted model, not a curated record.